Messenger RNA from Misgurnus anguillicaudatus (oriental weatherfish), 3359 nucleotides. RefSeq names its product neuropeptide Y receptor Y8a (gene npy8ar). Lineage: Eukaryota; Metazoa; Chordata; Actinopteri; Cypriniformes; Cobitidae. Gene Ontology annotation, molecular function: neuropeptide Y receptor activity; neuropeptide binding. Gene Ontology annotation, biological process: G protein-coupled receptor signaling pathway. The record is from RefSeq and is a predicted model, not a curated record. Gene Ontology annotation, cellular component: plasma membrane; neuron projection.
GUAAUUCACAUUCACCGCAAAGUUUCCCAGCAAUUUGAUCUGAGCAUCUCUCUCACCUCUAUCCUCCACAACUACACACCCGCGAUCGCGUUCACAGCUGAUGCUGAUGCUGUUUCAGAUACAGAGAGUUUCAGCAUCACCUCACGCGUCAUUCAGUCGAGUUCGGGUUCUCCAUCGUAUCGGCACGGAAGAAAACACAUCGUUACUGGUCUAAAUGGCGAACUCUAAACAAUGAGCAAUCCCGCCAUUUUGAAUUCAUCAUUACAAAAGACGUUUUUGUGAAGAACGACACCUAUGGAUGCUUCUUCGUCCCCUACGCCAGAAAACGUCAGCAACAGCACGGCUGGGUUGGGCCAGGUGACAUGGGCGGAGUCCAACGUGUGCCCGCCUUCUGUGAGCGGCACGACCCUUCUGAUCGUGGCGUACAGCACCGUUAUAGCGGUGGGUUUGGUGGGCAACGCCUGUUUGGUCUACAUCAUAUCCAGGCAGAAAGAAAUGAGGAACGUCACCAAUAUCCUCAUCGCCAACCUCUCGUGCUCCGACAUCCUCAUGUGCGUGGUGUGCCUCCCCGUGACGGUCAUCUACACCCUGAUGGACCGCUGGAUCUUCGGAGAGAUGCUUUGUAAAGUCACGCCGUUCGUGCAGUGCAUGUCGGUCACUGUUUCUAUCUUCUCGCUGGUUCUGAUUGCUUUGGAGCGACAUCAACUCAUCAUCCACCCCACUGGUUGGACACCCGCCGCCGGGCAUUCUUAUCUGGCCGUGGCAGUCACGUGGAUGGUGGCCUGUUUCAUUUCUCUACCUUUCCUCUCGUUCAACAUCCUCACCAACGCUCCUUUCCAGAACCUCAGCCUGCCCUUUAACCCCUUUAGCGACCACGUGAUCUGCAUGGAGCUCUGGCCGUCCGAACGCAACCGCUUGGCUUACACCACUUCUCUUCUGCUGUUCCAAUACUGUCUGCCCUUGCUCCUGAUUCUGCUCUGCUACCUGCGCAUCUUCCUGCGUCUGCGCAGACGACGAGACAUGGUGGAGCAGGCCACGGAAGCCCGGCGAAGGAAAACGCGAGGUGCUCAGCGCGUCAACGCCAUGCUGGUCGUGAUCGUGGUUGCCUUCGCGCUAUGCUGGCUGCCGCUCAACGUCUUCAACACAAUCUUUGACUGGUACCACCAAGCCCUACCUUCAUGCCAGCACGAUGUCAUCUUCUCCGCCUGUCACCUGACCGCCAUGGCCUCCAUCUGCGUCAACCCGGUGGUGUACGGCUUUCUCAACACCAACUUUCAGAAAGAGCUCAAAGCGACGCUUCAGCGCUGCCACUGCGGCUGGGGUGUAGCGGAGACCUACGAGAACUUUCCUCUUUCAACGGUGACCACAGACGUUACCAAGGUCACCUCCAUGCAGCGAGGGUCUCUGAUCAGAUCCGAACAGUGCGCUCACCGCUAAAGAGAGGAGAAACGGAACGAGGUAUCGUAGGGGAGGGGGUCGAGGAUGAGCUGGCACUGUUUCCAUGGAGAUGCGGGAAUUGCUAUGUGGGUUUCUGCAUCCGUUCUUACCCAAGAGAUCUAAAAACAACCUCUACCCACUGUUGCUACGUUUCAGGUUCAGGUCUUCGUGAUCCUAUGAGAACGCAGCAUGGUGUUAUGUUAACGACUUAUUAAGAUGUAUGUGGGAUGCUCAGGUGUUAUUCCUGUCACGAUGAAUGACUGAAUCUCAUUAGGAAUGUGGUCGUUCCUGUGACAACAUUUUUGAGCUGUUGUGUCAUGAGAGAAAGGACGAAUACAUGAGAAUGAUUUGUAAGACGUUUUUAAUGACUGCAUCAGAUGUUUUUAGCCGACGGACAUCGAACAGGACGUAAUCAUUAUAAUGAAAGUCAUCUUCGUGCGCUCAUUUAGUUGCAAUCUUCACCUAUUCUGUAUUUUUAGUUGAUGUGGUCAUAGAUUUUUAAACAAAUUGUAACUGUUCCUUUUAUUGCACUGCAAAAACUGCACUUUCUUACUUAGUAUUUUUGUCUUGUUUUCAGUAAAAAUAUCAAAAAAUUAUUAAAUUAAGAUAUAUUUUCUUGAUGAGCAAAACGACUCAAGAAAAUAAGUCUAGUUUUUAGACAACAAAUAUAAACUUUAAGUAAAUAAGUGCUAGUGAUGUAGUACUCCAGACUGAUUUCUGCUUUCUCGGACUUGUCUCGGACUUGGUCUCGGACCACAGUGGGAGGAGAAAUACUCACAAUUUUAGACCAAGUCCUCGAGACCAACGCAUUUUUUUAAUGUUCAUAUAAAAAAAACACACAACACAUAACAAUAAAAAUAAAAUGCAAUGUUGACGGGCAUUAUCUGAAAAUGACAUCCCAUGGUGCAAUGCAAACAUACUGCCAUCAUAGCUGUUUAUUUAUCUCUAUAGAAAAAUAUGCAGAAGAUGUUGCAUGUGGUAGGGAUUUUUUUAAUGAUAGUAAAAGCAUAGUCCAUAUUAAAACGUUAAGACUGCUCCUCUAAACAAUUCCCAAUCUAGCUUAGUCUGUAGGCCUAACUGUUGAUUAUUAACUGGGGUGAUAUUAAAUCAUGAAUAUGAAAACUGACAUGUUUUUAUGGUCUUGGUCUCGACUUGAUCUCGACUACUAAAGAACUCGGUCUAGACUUAUACUUGCUUCCUCAAAGACUCGGUCUUGAUUCGGACUCAACUGUAUUUGAAAACCAAUGGACUCGGUCUCGACCCUUCAAAGACUCUGUCUUGACUCGGACUCAGCAUAGGCGGUCUCCGUCCCAUCACUAAUUAGUGCUUAAAACAAGCAAAAAAAUAUGCCAAUGGAAUAAGAAAAUUUUUAUUGAAUUAAGUUUACUUUUUUCAUAAACACUUUUCUUAUUCCAUUGGCAGAUUUUUUUUUGCUUGUUUUAAGCGCAUUUGUCUAUAAAAUAGACUUAUUUUAGGUCAUUUUGCUCAUCAAGAAUGUUUUGAUAUUUUUACUGAAAACAAGACAAAAUACUAAAUAAGAAAGUCAUUUUUAGCAGUAUGCGUUGCUUUGGUGGGACGCUUACGCUACUUUUUAACUUUGAACUGUGAACUGUAACAAUGGGAUAUGUUUAUAUUUAACGUUUGAGCAUUGGUGUUAGCUUAACAAUGCCCUCUUUAAAUAUUACACUUUUUUGAGUUUAAAUAGCUAGUUUUCAUAAUGGUGCAGUGUUCAGUUUUUAACAAAAACAUGAAAGCCUUUAUCGUCAUUGUAUUUUUCUGUAUACAACGAAAUAAGGAAAACUGAAAAUCUUUGUUGUCUGCAUUACCGUUGCCUUAUAAAUAGUAGUUUUGAAGCACAAAUAAAUUUGGAGACUGAAUUUUUUCACUGUGUUGUUCAGUAUCAUCAGUGAUUUUUAAACUUU